AUGUCGCAUGUAGAGCCAAGCAUUCCGCGCAUCGUCAGCCUUGGUGAGGAUGUAAUCCAGCAGAUCGCAGCUGGAGAAGUCAUACAGAGGCCAGUCAAUGCAAUCAAGGAGCUGUUGGACAACGCCCUUGACGCAGGAUCUUCGCAGAUCAACAUUGUUGUAAAAGAGGGAGGAAAGAAGAUGUUGAGCGUCCAAGACAAUGGCCACGGCAUCCAGAAAGAAGAUCUUCCACUUCUGUGCAAGCGACAUGCCACCUCGAAACUUCGAUCCUUUGAGGACCUUGACAAUCUAUCGACUCUAGGCUUCCGGGGGGAAGCACUGGCCUCCAUAUCAACAGUGGCACACCUCACCGUCAUCACAAAACCCCCCGCAGCUGUUGCUGGCCUCAAAAUCCCCUACAACAGGAACACGGCCUUGGAACCUCCUGGACCCUCACCAUGUGCUGCUCAGAAUGGCACCACCUUCAUUGUGGAUGACCUCUUCUACAGCAACGAGCAGCGCAGGAAGGCGCUAGGAAGUGCUGCUGAGGAGUAUGCGCGCAUACUGGACCUCCUUGGGCGUUAUGCUAUCAGCAGGCCUGAUGUUGGAUUCUCCUGCAAGAAACAGGGGGAGCGGCGUCCAGACUUGCACACAGUGGCAGGCACGUCAGCUCAGGACAUCAUCAGGGUUGUCUAUGGGGCAUCGGUUGCCCAGUCCCUUCUCCCAGUUCACUUGGAGGAGCCUGGUGAGAAAAUGGACACAUCAACUGCAGCAGCCACAUUCUCUUUCACUGCCUCGGGCUUUGUGUCGUGCACACACUACAGCGGUCGCAAGGGCAUCUUCAUUAUCAGGAUCAAUGGCCACAUUGUGCAGUGCAAAGCACUCGAGCACAGCCUGGAAGCCGCCUACUACUCUUACGCUCGCAACAAGCCUUUCGUCUACCUGGAUAUCAAGCUGCCAGGUGAUCAGGUGGAUGUGAAUGUCCACCCGACCAAGCAUGAGGUGGUCUUCCUUCACCAAGAAGAGAUCCUGACCUGCAUCAGUGAUGCACUGGAGAGCCUGCUUCAAGGACCAAUACAGUGUCAUUGCAUGCGGAGCAUUGCACACAGUGGGCCUGCAGCAGUGGCCGGGCCUGCUCCAGCGAGGAGGGCAACAGACAAGGGAAGCAUCAGAGUGACAGAGAUGGUCCGAACGGAUGCCCAGUCUCAGAAGCUGCAGAGCUUCUUUGAGACGGCCACACAAGCUGGCGCAGGCUCAAGUGCAGCAGCAGCAGUCGCGCUGAGUUCAGUACCGAGGAAGCGCAAAAUGAUGACGCAGCCUGCCCUAUUUGCCACACAGGAUGAAGACAUGCAGGAUUCAGAGCAGCAGCACAGGACAGCCUCGCAGUCAGGAGCGCUGCAGAGCUCUGUGUAUGUGGGCAUGGUGGACACCUCCCGGCUGCUGGUGCAACAUGACACUGAUCUUUUACUCCUAAACAUUGGGAACCUUGGGCAUGACCUUUUCUACCAGCUGGUUCUGCAGGGCUGGGGCAACCGGCAACAGUUGCAGAUUGGCAGCCCUGUCCGCAUAGCAGACCUGGCUCUUAUAGCUCUGCAGCUGCUGCAGCCAGGUCUGCAAGAGGGAGACAGAUGGCAGGCUGCUCUCAGAAUAGAGCGGCGUUUGGUGGCCCAAGCUGAGUUCCUGGCGCAAGGAGCAGCCGUGGACAUUGACAGAGACAGUGGCACCUUGAGGAGGCUGCCAGUCAUCUUGGAUGGCUGCAAGCCAGAUGUGAACCGCCUGCCGCUUCUUGUAUACAGAUUGGCAGAGUGCCCUAACUGGGACAAUGAAGAGCAAGCCAUCAGCUGGACUGCCCAGGUGCUUGACUCUUCUUCCUGUGACUUCACCAAAUGCCAAUAUUCCUUGAUCAAGCUAGUUAUCUUUCAGUUUACAUUGGGAAGUACUGUGAUGGUUCGUCAAUUUCAAGUGCUUGACAUCAUGGACUGCAGGCGGUAG
Molecule: messenger RNA, 1971 nt
Organism: Coccomyxa subellipsoidea C-169
Lineage: Eukaryota; Viridiplantae; Chlorophyta; Trebouxiophyceae; Coccomyxaceae
Product: DNA mismatch repair protein MutL
Exons: 13
Coding region: 1-1971 (656 amino acids)
Biological process (GO): mismatch repair
Cellular component (GO): MutLalpha complex
Molecular function (GO): ATP binding; ATP hydrolysis activity; ATP-dependent DNA damage sensor activity
Source: RefSeq, a predicted model, not a curated record